AUGAAACCCAAGCACAAAUCCAUUUUAGCUCCCAUAGUCAAUUGGCUGAUCUCCGGGGCAUUGAUUUUGAAGGGGAUGUCGUCCACAAAGACCUGGAUUACGUACCUAUAUACAUGGAAGCCGGAUCAUUUGUCUUCAGAGUGUCUAGUUGAUGUCCAGAGGAUUAAGGACAGUAAGGUUGAAUCCAUUGACAUGGCAAAUGAUCUACAUUCUAUUGGUGGGUUGGAUCCUCUGCUUGGUUACUUGAAAAAUUCAAAUGCUGGCAUCCGAGCAAAGGCAACAGAAGUUGUUAGUACAAUUGUGCAGAAUAAUCCCAAGAGUCAGCAACUUGUCAUGGAAUCCAAUGGACUUGAGCCACUGUUGACGAACUUCAAAUCAGAUCCAAGUACAAAUGAACGUACAAAAGCUUUAGGAGCCAUAUCUUCUCUAAUUCGUCAUAACCAGCCUGGAGUUUCCGCAUUUCGCCUAGGAAAUGGCUAUGCUGGAUUGAAGGAUGCUCUUGGUUCCGAUGAUGCCAGACUUCAUAGGAAAGCUCUCAAUCUCAUACAAUACCUGCUGCAUAACAACAAGGCAGACAGGAGUGUUGCUACAGAGCUUGGUCUUCCAAAGCUGAUGAUACACCUCGCGUCCAGUGAUGAUUCCUUAGUGCGUGAAGCUGCGCUAAGUGGCCUCCUUGAGUUGGCACAGGACAAGACAUCUGCUAACUCUCUACCUGACCAAGACAAGCUGAAAGACAUCCUCAAGAGCCAAAUUGAAGGAAUCAGCGCGAUGGAUUCUGACAAUCUCCAUGCCGCUCGCGAGGAGCGGCAGCUGGUGGACUCGCUUUGGAAGGAGUGCUACAAUGAGCCUUCGUCUCUCAGGGAGAAGGGCCUUGUCGUGCUUCCUGGAGAGGAAGCUCCCCAACAGCUGCCACCAGACGUUGCAGGGAAGAUGUUUGAGACACCGCUUCGCGCGUGGGCGGCUGCAAAACCUGCUCAGGAAGACGAUUCUGAUUCUGGCAGCGGAAAGAAGGAUCCGCCAUUGAUGCUUAAGUUUUGA
Molecule: messenger RNA, 1038 nt
Organism: Striga hermonthica
Lineage: Eukaryota; Viridiplantae; Streptophyta; Magnoliopsida; Lamiales; Orobanchaceae
Source: the annotation of a GenBank genome assembly